UUACAAAUAUUAUAAAUAAGCAGACUUUUUAAAGGGAUAGUUCACCCAAAAAUGAAUAUUCUGUCAUCAUUUACUCAAGUAGUUCCAAACCUGUAUAAAUUUCUUUCUUUUGCUGAACACAAGAUAUUUGGAAGAAUGUCAGUAACCAAACUGAUCUCACCCCCCAUUGACUACUGUUUUGGAAAUUAAUAUUGAUAGUACUAUUUAUCUGUUUCAAUGUUGUUAUUUGCUUGCUUUUAAGUUAAGGCCAUAUUUGCUUGAACACUUGAAUGAUUAUGAAAUUAAGUAAAUGCAAUACUUCCUUUGUUUGUUAUAAGAUAAGAUGACUAAGAAACAGUUGUGAAAGUUAGGUUUUUGAGUUUGAUGAUUGUAACCAACAACAAAGGGUAACAAUAAGGAUGAAGAAAGCAUGUUGCAACCUCAAGCAGAGGUGAGCCAGAUGAAGACUUCGGUGAAGAAGAGUGCUAAAAGACGACGACAGAGUAGGUGAUAAAGGAAGGACAUCCAUCUUAGUAAGCAAGAGAUACACAGACUGAUACGCCUACAGCAGGAAGAUUGGAUCAUUCCUGAAGGACUUCAACCAGCCGGUGGCAGAACAAAGAAAUUCAAACAUUUUGGAACAACUUGAGGAUUUUUCUGAAGUUUGGAAGGACACUUUUUAGCAGGCUGGUUCCAGAUAUUCUGUGGGAAAGCAGGCUGCGGUUGUUAACAGAGAAACAUUUCUGCGUGAGAGAAGAAUAUCCAUGGUUUGGUGCGUCUGUGCGGAUCAUGAUGUGAAGCACAGGAGGAUGUCUACACAACUAUCCUCAAGAGGGAUGGCAAUCACACGAUUAAGUAGCUGGACUUUGGACUUUUGGAGUCGUCUGGAUUAUGUUUUCUUCCUGGUUCUGCUCCUGGUGUGCCAUCCAGUAACAUCGAUCACACCUAACACAACAACUGACUAUCCUGCCAUCUCAGCAUAUGCAUUAUCUUCAGCCACAAAUUUGACAACAGUUACUGGAGGAGCCACAGAUAACAUUACCAGUGCACAUUCACCUAUAACUGAAAGUCCCAGUAACUCAUCGACAGUGCCAUUAACAACAAGCCCUUUUACCGUGCUAAAUACAACAAAAACAAUGACGGAUACCACAGCCACAUCUUCUAACAUGAGCACAACAAUCCCAGCAAUGACACUUACGACAGAAUUACACAGCACUGAUAAUCAAACCACGGAAACUACACCAUACACAUCCAUUGGAAACACAACUUUUUCUGAAACGACUACAAUCUCCGCAUCCACUGAAAACACAACAUUUUCUGAAACAACCACAAACUCCACAUCCACUGAAAACACAACUUUUUUUGAAACGACUACAAUCUCCGCUUCCACUGUAAACACAACUUUUUCUGAAACAACCACAAACUCCACAUCCACUGAAAACACAACUUUUUUUGAAACGACUACAAUCUCCGCUUCCACUGUAAACACAACUUUUUCUGAAACAACCACAAACUCCACAUCCACUGAAAACACAACAACCACAAACUCCACAUUUACAGCAACACCCGAACCAUCAUCCUCUGCCAAUACAACUGAUACAACACCACUGCUGACAACCAUUAACCAAACAUUUACCACGAACGAUACAGCACCCACACAUUGUCAAAGCUGUACAAAUGUAUUUUACUGGAUGACUACAUCUGUAGAGGUAAUGGGAACACCCCAAAGUGAACAAAAUGUCACAACACAGCUUGAGGAGCUAUUCAGACGCGAACUAGAUGCAUGUGCAACUCCCGUUACAAGGUCUAUUCGUGGUAGUAUUUCUGAAAGUUCAGUAACAGAAAAACUCAGCCUGUUUGAAGCCAUGGAGCUCACGUGCGAUCAAAAAAAUAUUACAAAGAAUGCACAAUGCUAUAUUCUUCUGAAGCUGACAGCUCAUCUUAAUAUUUGCUGCAUUAUAAAUACUGUGAUGGAGAUGAACUCGAGCAUCAGGGUCAGUGUGGUGGGACAAAUAGAAAGAGUGGGUGUGUGUGCAGAUGACAUUACACAGAUCUCAGCUGGACAAUAUGACAAAUGCAAUCAAUCAUUCGAUCAUGGUGUUAUAUGUAGUGCAGAACAACCACAGAACAUCACAUGUGGAAACAGUACAAAUGUGAUUUUUCCACUUAAUAUUGAUGCUCCGGAGGUCUGUCCUACUAGCCCACCAACACCAACAUGUUAUUGUUCUUCACACUGCAAUAGCUCAGAUUAUUACUAUUACACUAACAUUUCUUUGAUUGGUGUAACGUCCAACAUUACAAGCCAAAUUCUUGAUUUUUUGAAAUACCCAGCAUGCCAAAACAUGUCAUCUGUUUGUAACAUUUCACAAACUUUCAUAAGUCACAUUCAGGACUCACGAAUGAUUUGUGAAUACGACGUGAUAGAGAGGCGCAUUUGUAAAGUUAUAGUUAAACUAGACACAGCCAUGGACGUGUGUGAUAUUCGCACAGCUCUAGAGGCCAUCUUAAAACCACAAAAUGACUCUGUGAUCUUUGACGGAGUUGUGAGCAGAGUGGCAAUCUGCUAUAAUACUUCUUCGGAUCCUUUACGACAAACUCUCAUAUGGCAGCCAUCUUUGAGUACAAAUUUCAGUUCUGAAGUCUUCUGUAUGGAGUCAAACCGAGAAAACUUUAAUGAAUACUGCUCAGUGGGCAAUACAGUCAUUCCCCUAAAUGACAGUUGUAAUUUAUCUACAACCCCAGUCCAAAACAUCACCACAACUCUUCCAUCUUUUACAAGUACCUCACUCUCAAACAUAACCAUCAACUCUACAGCCAUACUGGUGUCGACUUCUGUGAAUGUAACAACUUUACCUGCUAAUGUAACAACCUCAGUGUCCUCGACCACAUCAGGGACAUUAGAUGCUGAUGAACUGUUGAAGUUGAGUGCAAAUGCUUCAUCUUUAAAUGCUACUCAGGUGGACAAGCUUUUAUCACAGCUAGAGUCACUUUUAUCUGGGCCCAAUGUCAGCCUGGCUGUGGCAAACACUUCCGUCAAUAUUGUCAACAACCUCCUUGAUGUUCCUGUAGCUGUAAUCACUCCUUUCUCAAACAGGGCCAUUAAGGUUGUGGACACAGUGGGUCUUAAACUGGUUGUAUCAGAGACGAGUCAGUCAGUACUUUCACAAUCACUGGCUCUGGCAGUGAAGAAAGUUGAUGGGGCCAACUUUCAGGAGACGUCCUUCUCCUUAGUGGAAUCAUCUAACCUGCAGAUUCGAAGUAACCCCGGUAAGACUGAAGCCCUGUCCAGAGACAUUGCGGUUAGGGUUGGGUCCACUCCUCUGGGUUCAGUCACCCUCCCAGCGUCCCUCACGCAGAACCUCACGGAUGAACAGCAGCAGCUCGCAUCCAGAGUCCAGUUCAACUUCUUCCAGAAGAGCACCUUCUUCCAGGACAAAUCACUAGGAAGCCGUAAACUAAACAGCGGGAUUUUGGGUAGCAGUGUGGCUAACCUGAGCAUCUCAGGUCUACAGAAGGAAGUGCUGAUAACCCUGCGAAACACAGAACCCAUUCCGGCUAACUAUGUAGCUUCCUGUGUAUUCUGGGACUUUAGCUUUAAUGGUGGCUCGGGCGGCUGGAAUGCUGCUGGGUGCCGUGUGCUUAACUCUUCUGCUGAAGAAACGCAGUGCGCUUGCAAUCACCUUACCAGCUUUGGUAUUCUGCUAGACAUUUCUAGGACUCCCAUCCCUGAAGAGCAUCUCAACAUCCUGACAUACAUUACAUACAUCGGCUGUGGCAUUUCGGCUAUUUUCCUGUCUAUCACCCUUCUCACUUAUCUGGCCUUUGGUAAACUGCGCAAAGACAUCCCGUCUAAGAUCCUUAUUCAGCUGUGUUUGGCCUUGCUGCUGCUCAACCUGGUGUUCCUAUUGGACGCUUGGUUAGCUCUGUACCCAGAUGCCGUGGGUCUUUGCAUCUCCACUGCUUUUUUCCUGCACUACUUCCUUCUGGCGUCUUUUACCUGGAUGGCACUGGAGGCCGUCCACAUGUACCUGGCCAUCGUGAAGGUGUUCAACACCUACAUCUCCCGCUUUAUGGUGAAGAUCGGAUUUGCUGGUUGGGGCAUUCCUCUCAUCGUAGUCAUAAUCGUCAUAGCCAUUAACAAAGACAACUAUGGCCUUGUGACAUAUGGGAGGUAUGCAGAUGGAGGAACAAAUGAUUUUUGCUGGAUAAAAAACGACAUUGCUUUCUAUGUUGCCGUGGUGGCGUACUUUUGUCUCGUCUUCCUGCUGAACUUCGCCAUGUUUAUUGUGGUGAUGAUCCAGCUGUGCCGCAUUAAGAAACAGAACCCUCACAACGCGCAGAAUCGCAGCGGCUGGCACGAGGUGCGCAGUGUAGCUGGACUCACCAUGCUUCUGGGCCUCACCUGGGGCUUCGCUUUCUUCGCCUGGGGUCCUGUUAACCUGGCCUUCAUGUACCUGUUUGCCAUUUUUAACACUUUACAAGGAUUCUUCAUCUUUGUGUUCCAUUGUGCAAUGAAAGAGAACGUCAGACGACAAUGGAGGACAUACCUGUGUUGUGGCAGACUGAGACUGUCAGAAAACUCAGAAUGGAGUCGCACAGCAACUCAGAAGAUAAACAAAGCCUCCAAGGAAAAGACGUCUUCAUUCCAUUCAUCAAAUUCGAACAAUUCUAGCUUAUCUUUCCUGAACCAUGACAGAUUGGCUGAAACGCAAAGGGGCAUCGGCAACCCGAUGGAUGACAGGAUAAUAACUGCAGCAGAAGAGCCCGUCUCAGGUUCUGACGUGGUAAUGAAUGAGAUCAAUGACCAGUACUGGGGUCAAAGGUCAUACUGAAUGAACUAACCACAGCCGGUGUGAGUGUGUGUGCAUGUAUGUGUGUCAUAAGGUCCAAUGAGACACUGUAUUUCACUUAUCUUUUAAGUUUACGUAAAGUAUUGUGUGUUGAAUGUACAACAGAAAAGAUAUAUAUUACUUCAGAUUAAGCACUUUAAUCAAUGCUAUUAAUUAAUGAAGCUACCACCACAAACCUUUUAAACCAACAAAAAUGGUUUAGGGUGAGGAGUUCAGUAGAAUUGUGUAUGAAAUUAAAUGAUGUGCUUAUAUUGUUAGGGUUCAAUGACUUAUUUUAUGUAUCCGUGAGUCUGGAAUAUUCAAUUCAUGUAUGUUGUCAUAUGUAUUUUAAUUUUUGUAUUUUUAAAGCUUUUCAAAAAUAAUGAAUUGUACACUUAUGAGUAUAACAAAAGUUGUGGAGUGCCUGUCUGAAAUAAGAUUUUGAAGACAUUUAUAGUGUUACAAAAAAUUCUAUUUAAAAUAAAUGCUGUUCAUUUGAA
Ctenopharyngodon idella (grass carp) is the source of this 5308-nucleotide messenger RNA. Its product is annotated as adhesion G-protein coupled receptor G2. The transcript has 35 exons. The record is from RefSeq and is a predicted model, not a curated record. Gene Ontology annotation, cellular component: membrane. Gene Ontology annotation, biological process: adenylate cyclase-activating G protein-coupled receptor signaling pathway; cell surface receptor signaling pathway. The coding region runs from base 744 to 4811 and encodes 1355 amino acids. Gene Ontology annotation, molecular function: G protein-coupled receptor activity. Lineage: Eukaryota; Metazoa; Chordata; Actinopteri; Cypriniformes; Xenocyprididae.